GUGAUGGAACGACCGUUUUCGCCGCUAUUCAAUCAAGUGUUGCCGGUAAAAUCUCUGCACUGUUAGUCUCGCUCCCACCUGCGCCUUCUUGAUUUUCCUCUUGCCUAGGAGGAGAGUACGAGCGAUGGUGGUUACCGGGGAGUGUGUGUGUAUACGCCGCGAGGGGGGGCAGUGAGUAACAAGCCUUUUUGUGUGCCAUAUACCCCCGCGACCUCGGCCCAUUGUAACCCGUGAUGUUCCCCAGCGAACCCCAAGCGCGCGAUGUGUAACACGGUGCGAAUUUAAUUACCGAUAAUCCUUUCGGGUCGCAAUUGCUCUGCGACAGAGGCGCCGUGCGGACUAGCUUUGGCUGUUGUAUCAGGAAGAUCCUGUUGGAAAAGGCUUUUCCUCCAGGUUACGUGGGUUGGUUCCGUGAUUGAGUUUCCAAUUGGAACAGUGAAUGCAUGUUGCUUAGAUCUGAUAGCUUAGUGGGACAAACCGAACAGAUUUGCUUUUGCGGUGGAAUAAGUGCAAUUUAAGGAAGCGACGGUGUUUGUUUUUUUUUUUUUUACUUCGAAGGGUUUGUGGGCUUCGAGUGCAAUGCAAUGCAGUAAAAUGGCUACAAUUAUGUCGCACAAUUUACCGUUGAUUCCGCUGCCGCUGAAGGCAACUACCGCGGCAGCGCUGGCGAAGACGACCGCCGGUUUGAUGAUGUCCGGGUUGCUAGGAAAGCACCCGGUAGAGGAUAUGUACUCGAGCGGAGUCGUUGGCAUGCCAGCGGAUCGCAGCAGUCCGGAUAUGACGAGUGAGGCCAGGUCGAGUCCGGAGUCGCUGAUGAUGGCACAACCGAAGGAGCAAGAUGAUGACCGGAUGAGUUGUUGUAGUGAGGACAGUGAGCUUUCGGUCGGUCAGGAAGGGCUGGGUGAAAGUGACAAAACUAUGAACAGUGAUGAGAAGAUGAGCGUAACAAGUGUCGGGUCGAGACUGGCGGGAGUCGAUAUGGAGAAGCUGAUUGACAGACACAGUGUGGAGGCUUCGGAAGAGAUGAGCAAUGACUCUUCGAGAUAUUCGAGCACCAAGGAAGCAUCGGAUGAUUUUAUGAAGAUUCCCGUGAUGAGACCUAGCCCUACCAGAUUGCAUGAAGAGUUCCUAAGAAAUUCACAGCUGUACGCUGAAGAGCUGAUGCGGCAACAAAUGCAGAUAGUUGCCGCCGCAAGAGGCUUGAAUUUAAGUCCCAAGCCACUGGACUCGGCGUUGGGGUUGGUUUCUCGAUUACAGGAUAAUCGCAGUCCUGCCAGAUCUGCUUUUGCAGAAGAACAACGGAUAGGAUUUAGGCCGCACAUUCGUGGUGUGGGGGAACUCUAUCAAGACCCGAACCGAUGGUCCGAUGAACGAAGCGUUCGAUCACCUCCAGAAUCAUCUUCCUUCCGAGGGAUUCACAGCCACCUGAGCGCUAUCUCGCAGAUUACCCAAAAUCUGAACAGUGACAUGGGUAAACUUGCUUCCCCCUCGAGCCUUACCAGUAUGGCUUCACGUGAAAGUUCCCAAUCUCCACCCCAGGGGCCUGCCCAUCUGUUACAGUUAAACAACAACAUAGCGUUGAACGAUCAAAACCUCAAGUUCAGUAUCGAUAAUAUUCUGAAAGCCGAUUUCGGCCGUCGGAUUACGGAACCACUGAAAAGAAGUGGUAAAAGUUACGCCAAAAAGCCGUCGGCUUCGGUGGAAAAGUCCUCUGCCGCGAUAGAUCUGAGUUCGAUGGAAAAACUUAGCUCCGGCUUGGUUGUAAAUGGUGCCGCCGGCUGCGAUAUGAACGGCAACGGAGCUGGUGUUUGUUCUAGUGCCAGUGUUGCCAGCAGGAGCUUUAACACCAGUAGUUCUAGUGCGAGUGGAAGUGAAAUCGAAGUGCCCGCGUCUCCGCAAUCCUCAACCGGUUCGAUCAAAACCGGUGGCGAUGGCGGCGGGAGUAGUGAACGAACGGGAAGCAGCAGCAGCGGCGGAGGCAGUAGUGGUCCGAUUGUAUGGCCCGCCUGGGUCUACUGUACCCGCUACAGUGAUCGUCCUAGUUCAGGCCGAAGUAAGUGUCGCUCCGUUGAUUGUUAUGUCCAAUAUCUUCAGAUUCUUCCCCGGUGCGCUGUCAGUAAGUCCCCGAACGCGUAAACCAAAGAAGAGUCCCAGCGAGAAGGCGUCGACUGGUAGCAGCGGAACCAGCAGUGGCACCAGCGGAACCGGAGCUCUAGCGGACGAUAAGCGACCGCGGACGGCCUUCAGUGGACCUCAGCUAGCGAGA
Messenger RNA from Wyeomyia smithii (pitcher-plant mosquito), 2266 nucleotides. Its product is annotated as homeobox protein E60. Gene Ontology annotation, biological process: neuron differentiation; regulation of transcription by RNA polymerase II; multicellular organism development. Gene Ontology annotation, cellular component: nucleus. Gene Ontology annotation, molecular function: DNA-binding transcription factor activity, RNA polymerase II-specific; RNA polymerase II cis-regulatory region sequence-specific DNA binding. Lineage: Eukaryota; Metazoa; Arthropoda; Insecta; Diptera; Culicidae. The record is from RefSeq and is a predicted model, not a curated record. The coding region runs from base 580 to 2136 and encodes 518 amino acids. The transcript has 3 exons.